AUGAUUAUUGCUGAUGAUAAUUCUGAUGGAAUUGCUUCCUUGAAGUUUGAGUUAGCUUGUUGUUUGGCUAUGAAAGAUUUGAGUAUACUACGCUACUUUCUAGGCAUUGAGGUUGCUUAUUCCCCAAAAAGUUAUCUUUUACUUCAAUCAAAGUAUAUAUCUAAUCUAUUUGAGUGUGCUCGUCUUACUAAUAAUAGAAUUGUUGAUACUCCUAUUGAGACUAAUGUUCGAUAUGCUCCAUCUGAUCGUCCACCUUUGCUAGAUCCUAGUUUGUUUAGAACUAUUGUUGGAAGCCUGGUUUAUUUUACCGUGACUCGUCCAGAUAUUGUGUAUGCUGUUUAUGUGGUUAGUCAAUUUAUCGCUGCACCAAUAAUUGUUCAUUGGGUUAUUGUUCUUCAUAUUCUCAGGUAUCUUCAGAGCACUCAAUUUCAAAACCUUUUAUUUCCUUCUACUUCAUAUCUGGAGCUGCGUGCAUAUUCUGAUGUUAAUUGGGAUGAUGAUCCUAUGGAUUACAAAUCUACAACUGGUUUCUGUGUUUUUCUUGGUGACUCCCUCAUUCUUUUGAAGAGUAAAAAACAAGAUGUUAUUUCUAGAUCUUACAUAAAAACUGAGUAUAAUGUCAUGACCUCAACUACUUGUAAGAUAGUUUGGUUGCGUUCGUUGCUUACAGAUAUGUGUAUCUCUCUUCAUCAACCUACUCUGUUAUAUUAUGAUAAUCAGAGUGUUAUUCGAAUUGCACGUAAUUCAGUUUUUCAUAAGCCGACGAAACAUAUUAAAAUUGAUUAUGACAUUACUCGUUAUCAUCUUCAGAUUAUUACCAUCAUAUUAUCUUUUGUUUCUUGA
Molecule: messenger RNA, 843 nt
Organism: Zingiber officinale
Lineage: Eukaryota; Viridiplantae; Streptophyta; Magnoliopsida; Zingiberales; Zingiberaceae
Exons: 1
Coding region: 1-843 (280 amino acids)
Source: RefSeq, a predicted model, not a curated record